GUCGGAGGGCACGUGACGCGGGUGUCAUGGCGACUUCCAUGCUUGGUCCUGUCCGCGGCCCAAGGCCGUUCGGCUUGGCUGGCCUGUUCCGUCGCCGGCCGCCUCGGGAUGUGUGGGGACGUGUGCGGCGGCUCCCGGAGCCCUCGGCAGUCCGGCGCAGCGUGGCGGCGGCCAGCGGGCCCGGCAUCCCGGGGUCCGACCACUACUGCCUGGAGCUGCUGAGGAAGCGGGAUUAUGAAGGUUACCUGUGCUCCCUGCUGUUACCCGCAGAAGGCCGAAGCUCUGUUUCUGCACUGAGGGCCUUCAAUGUGGAGCUGGCUCAGGUGAAGGACUCAGUCUCCGAGAAAACAACUGGACUGAUGCGAAUGCAGUUCUGGAAAAAAGCUGUGGAAGACAUGUACUGUGACAACCCACCACAUCAGCCUGUGGCCGUUGAACUCUGGAAGGCUGUCAAGAGACAUAAUCUAACAAAAAGAUGGCUUAUGAGAAUCAUUGAUGAAAGAGAAAGAAAUCUGGAUGACAUAGCCUAUCGCAGUAUCCAGGAGCUUGAGGACUACGCCGAAGGCACGCAGAGCUCUCUGCUGUACUUGACGCUGGAGGUGCUGGGUGUGAAGGAUCUUCAUGCAGACCAUGCUGCGAGCCACAUUGGAAAGGCACAAGGCAUUGUCACGUGCUUGAGAGCAGCACCCUAUCAUGGUAGCAGGAGAAAAGUGUUCCUGCCCAUGGAUGUCUGUGUGCAGCAUGGUGUUUCACAAGAAGACUUUCUACGGAGGAAACAAGAUAAAAAUGUGCGAGAUGUAAUAUAUGACAUUGCCAGCCAGGCACACUUGCACCUAAAGCAUGCGAGGUCCUUGCACAGAAGCGUUCCUGCGGAAGCAUUUCCUGCUUUUCUUCAGACGGUUACUCUAGAGGACUAUUUAAAGAAGAUCCAGCGAGUGGAUUUUGAUAUAUUCCAUCCGUCUUUACAAAAGAAGAAUACGUUACUUCCGUUAUCUUUAUAUAUUCAAUCAUGGAGAAAAAGAUACUAAAAUCAUUAUCAUUACUGAUUUACUUUUAGUUUAUUGGUUUAAAACAAUGUGUGCUUUGA
Messenger RNA from Peromyscus eremicus (cactus mouse), 1087 nucleotides. RefSeq names its product NADH:ubiquinone oxidoreductase complex assembly factor 6 (gene Ndufaf6). Lineage: Eukaryota; Metazoa; Chordata; Mammalia; Rodentia; Cricetidae. Gene Ontology annotation, cellular component: mitochondrion. The transcript is spliced from 9 exons. The coding region runs from base 27 to 1028 and encodes 333 amino acids. The record is from RefSeq and is a predicted model, not a curated record. Gene Ontology annotation, biological process: mitochondrial respiratory chain complex I assembly; biosynthetic process.